GGCUGGGUACAGAAAAAUUCCCAUAAUGCAUUUAGAGAUUAUCAGAAUCAAUAUAUAAAUUUUUUUUUUAUUUCUUUUUACCUGCAAUAUACUGGUACAAUUUUUGAGUUUUACAAGUGUUUAUAUUUUUGUAUGAAUGGCUAAGUGGGGAGAGGGAGAUCCAAGAUGGAUAGUAGAAGAACGAGAGGAUGCGAAAAACGUGAAUAAUUGGCACUGGUAUGUGUUUUGGACUGUGAUUUAUAAACUGGCCAAAUUGCCCAAAAUAUAUGUUUCUGACAUAUUUUUGCCCAUGUGUUCUGUACUGGUGGGUUUUGGGGAGUACUGCUGGAUUGCAUGUGAUAGUCAAUUUUAGGAUUGUUAACACGUACUAACUAAAUUUAAUGAUAUUACAUACUAACAAGUUAAUUCAAAGGCCAUGUAAAGUCCAUAUGUAAACAAAUGCUUUUUUACAUUUUGAACUCAGUGCUACAGUUGUAACAUAUGAUUAGGUAUAUAUUAUACUGAAUUUUUAACACUCUUCUGGUUCGCUAUGCUUGUAAAUGAAUACAGACUAGAGAUUCAAGUCAAGAAAGUUCGGAAUAUGCAAAAUAUUAGUAACAUUCCAAUGGUCGGGUCCCGACCAUUGGAAUGUAUGCCUGCACAGAACAUAUGUGCAGAACGGACUUUACAUGGUCUUUAAUAAAAUUUUUGAAUAUAUGUCUAUUGUAGUGUAGGCAAUGCCAGGCAUCAUUACAAUGUGCGAGGCAGGCACCUUUUGAAUUUUUGCAGGCACAUUUUAGAAUGCUGACAUUUUAAUAUAAUAAUAAUUUUAAUAAUUUCAUUUUCAAUUUUCUAAAUAAGAUGUGUUUUUGCACGUCUGUAAUUGUUAGAAUGUGAAACUAUUUUUAGCUAUGUCAGUAUAAUGUCUUGAGGACCAAUCAGAUGUCACCAUUCCCACAAUGUUGAUUUCAUGAUGUUAGGAAUGUGGUGCAUUCCUGAAUGUUUUAACCUUUCUCCGUUUUGAUAUUUUCUCAAUUUGCAGUUUUGGUGAUGAUACUACUUAUUGUUCUAUGUUGUUUUGCUUAGGACUGAGAAGAAUGCAACACCUUGGUCAAAAAGACGUCUCAAAGAAUUAUUUACCAAGAUGAAAAUGAACUUUGAAGGAGGUUGGGGGAAUACUUUGCAUACAAUUUGUUACAAAACUAGGGCCAUGUUACUUUGUAUACAUGACGUACACACCAAAUAUUAUAUGCUUACCACAGAGCUUGAAAUUUGAAGUUUUCAGCAUUAUCCAAUGGAAUACUAGUUAGUGAUUUGGAAUCUGGUAUCCACCCAGAAAGUCUAAUUUCCCACAGUUGAGUACUAGAUAUCCUAGCAAGCAGUCGCCAAACACUGAAACAAUUAAGGCAAACUUUCAAUUGGAAAAGUCACUGGAAAAGAGUAUGCAAAAUAUGCAAACACAGACACGGUGAAUAGUAACACAUAUAUGACAAAAUAUAAACAAAGAAAUCUCUGUGUAAAGGAACCUGUUUUUAUUAAUAUCAAAAUGGAUAAUGUGCUUGUGAGGUCCGGUAUCCAAAUUUAAAAUCUGGUAUCCUGUGGAUAUCAGGAUAUUGCAAAUUUCAUACCCUGCUUACCAUACUGAUGACUCCCUCAUUUUGUUAAGGUGAAUGUGAAAUUACAGAAGUCACUAAGCUAGAAGGAGAAGCAACUGCAAAGUAAUCAUUAGCAUUUUCUUUAAUUAAUCACAAUUAACCCAUUGGGUGUCAGUGCUCACAUAUUGAUGAGUUAAAUCGUCUGGCGUUAGACAGAGUAAAAUAAUAAAAUAUUGUGCACUAGGGCACAAUGUAAUUUAAUGGGUUAACUAGACACAUGUGCAGAUAGCCUGAUGUUACCCGUUGAGUGUCAGCACUCCUGUAAUCCUGUUAAUGAGUAGGGUAAAAUCAUCUGGUGUUAGACAGAGUAAAAUAAUAAAGUAGGGCGCAAUGCAACUUAAGUCAAGACUUUUUUUAUUGAUUGGUUUGCGGAUUUGAUUUAAAAAAAAAACAGGUCGGUAGGUCGGAAAAAAAUUCCUAAAAAACACACUGAGUAUAGAUAAGAACCAAAUUUAAUAAUCUCUAUUGAAAUAUCUAAUAAAUCUCCAUAUUGAUUGUCACAAUGAUAACAUGAGCCAGCAGUACUUAGAAUCGUAAAAUUGUUGACAUCCAACUUUUUUUUAAAAUUUUUCACUUUCUGAAUAUUUAUGGUCGGCGGAUCCGUAAACCAAUGAAUAAAAAUGUCUCGCCUAAUGGGUUAAACAUUUGAAUUUAUAUUUUGUUUUUAAUCAGUCUGUGUUUUUGAUUGCAUUUUAAUUAAAGUUUUGUAUUCCAAUAUUUUCUUGUCUGUAGCAAUCGUAAAGCAAAAUUAAUUUUCUUUUAUGAGUGGGAGAUGUCAAUGGAUUGGAAUGGAUCCUUGACUGAUGGUGAUGAUAUUAUUAAAGGCAAAAUUAAAAUUCCUAAUUUAAGUGAGGAAAAUGAACCGGAAGAUAUUACAGUAAGUCAUUAAUUGGUAAAAUGUUGUACUGGUAUGGCAGGUGAAAGUUAAGUGUUGUUUUAUGCUGGCCGGCCGAGGUUAGAAGAUGAAAAAUCAAUAGCACGAACUUAGAUUGGAGAAUAAUACAGUAGCUAUCAUUGUGGUCAAAAAACUUUUUUAAUGAAAAUCUAAAAACUUGUCAUAGAAAACUUGUUCAUCUGUUACCAAAUUAAAUUACAGUAGUAACUACAUUAUGGAUUACUGUUAAAAUCGUCCUUGUUUUUCAGAUUGAAAUUAGUACGAACAAAGAUAAUGAUGAGUCGUAUAAAUUGAAACAGUUAUUAAUAAAACAUGGCACCUCUUUAAUAAGAGAUACUGUUGCAAAAUAUAUUAAAGAAUUAAGAGAAGGUAAGGCAAUGACAAUAACACCAGGAAGAGGCGGACUGAGAGGGAAACUUUACUUGUAUUUUUCAACUAACUUCCCGAUGAAGCUCCUUUGCUUGAAACAUGAACAUUGUACUUGCAUUUUUCAGGGUUUUUCAGUUGAAUCCCUCACAAUCCAAAGCUUUAUGGUUGUGUUGCCUGUUCGGCUGUUAAAUUUUGUGUAAUCUGGAGGUGAGCCGAUCAUCGGCAAAACAUCGGCAAAACCGAUUAAUCGGCUUGUUUUUUUCAUAAUCAGCCAUCGGCCGAUUGUCAUUGGCCAUCGGCCGAUUGUCUUCCACCAUUUGUAUGGUCAGCGGUGUAAUAAAAAAAUGAAAUUCAAAUAUUUGGCGUAGAAACAAUUAUCGAAACGAAAGUGGAAACACUAUGUUUACCGAUUUCCCGUGUUUUUUCAUAGUUGUUUUCUCACUUUUCUGGCAUUUCUGCAAGAUGUAUUAAUUAAAUUAUCAUGUUCCGUAACUUCCUUCAAAUGACCAGUCAGUAGCACGCUGUGGAUUUCAGAAUCAGUGUUAAAAAUGUCGCUUCCUGUUUCUGCAUGUUUUGAGUCUUUUGACGAGAGGAUACAUUUGUAAAAAAAAUUAAGAUGACCAUCGGUUUUGCCGAUUAAUUGGCCGAUGGUGGGUAAAUAUCGACAGUUAACAAUCGGUAUCGGUAAUCGGCUUUUUUUAGACAUCAGCUCACCUCUAGUGUAAUCAUUACACUUUGUAAUGAUUAAUGUAAAAUAAAAAUGGAUAUUUUUUAUUUCAGAAUUUAGCCAAGGUUUAGUGUUGCCAACGAAAACCACAUCAAAUAAAAUGCAAGCUAACAUAAAUAUGGAUAUAAGCAAGGUAGAGAUUC
Molecule: messenger RNA, 3768 nt
Organism: Paramuricea clavata
Lineage: Eukaryota; Metazoa; Cnidaria; Anthozoa; Malacalcyonacea; Plexauridae
Source: the annotation of a GenBank genome assembly